UCCAUGCACGCACUUCCUGCCAGAAUUCGUAAUCUUAUAGUCAGCAUCUGGCUUCAUCUGGCCAAAAAUUAAUGCACAGUCUGACGUCCACCUGGUUUUGACCUGCCUUCGAAUAUCUUGAAUGCCUAGCAAAUCACUGCAGUCAACGCAAAGAGAUGUCGUUCACAUUCGAAUGGCCACGCUUUUCCGACCAGUUUCACACAGAUGCCAUCGAGAUGCUCAACAACGCCCUCAACAAGGGCAAUAAACCGCCAGUGAUUGCUGACAGAAUAGAGGUCGUAGAACUCGAGAUGGGGACACAGCCACCAGAACUCGAAAUUCGGGAUAUCGGUGACUUGACAAUGGACCACUUUCGCGGCAUAUUUCGGUUCACUUAUGCAGGAGACGCACACAUCGUACUCAAGACCAAAGUGCAGGCGAAUCCCUUGAAUCACAAGCAGCCCGAUAUACAUAUCAUGACAGGCUCCCGUGGCAUGCUGGCUGCCAAGGACCCUCUUGUAGUUCCAAUGCUUCUCCGCCUCUCCCACUUCAAACUCAACUCCUAUGUCGUCCUAGUCGUCUCAAAGCAAAAAGGCAUCACACUCGUAUUCAAGACAGACCCUCUCCAGAACGUAGAUAUAAACAGUACAUUCGAUUCCAUCGCCGUAAUUCAAAAGUUCAUCCAACGUGAGAUCGAAGGCCAGCUUAGGCAGAUGUUCAGGGAGGAUCUACCAGGAAUCAUUCAUCGUCUAAGUCAGCAAUGGGUAAGAGCCAAAGUGGAGGCGCCGUAUCUCGACAAGCGAACGCCCACAUCGCGACGCAGACCUUUCGACGUCGUCUCUGCACCUGAUCUCGCUUACGUGCCACCUGGCUUUUCUGGUGUUGGGUUACACAUGCUCCGCCAACAAUCACUCGGGUCUCUUUCCUACGGUCGCGCGCGCUCGAUAUCGGGUGCAUCUGUAUCAACAUCAGCUCGUAGAAGUACCCGAACUCCCCCCACUCCCCUUCGUACUAGUUUUCCAGUAUCAGACCCGUCUUCCUCCAACCCCGAGCAAGAAAUUUUCGACCCAACAUACGGCCUCCGUCCAGAGGGGCUCCCAACAAAAAGCGUCUUCUCAUCCUUCAGCCGCCUCUUCACGCGUAACAUGGGUCUCGGAGAUCUUACUGAAGAGCCCGGAGAAGAUGAGGGCUUGGAAGGCGAAGAAGAGCAGGGUUCGUUCGAUGUCGUUGACUGGGAAGAUUCAGUUGCCGAGUAUUCACCACCUCCGACCAUCGCCGAGGAGCCUGUCACGGAAUACGAAACGCUGCCCGCAGUGGGUGGUGGCACUAUCACUCGUCCGCGAGUAUACCAUUCCCAAUCCAUGAUCCAGUCUCCUUCAGACACACCCCAUUUGUCAGACGCAGCUUCUGUCCGCUCAGACUCCCAUGCCGGUCCAUCGCAUCCCACGCGCUUCUUUCAUCGGCCGCGUCCUAGUUUCAACCCGUAUUUCCCUCUUGCGCCUUCCCUUUACGGCGAACCGCGCCAGUACACACGAUCAGAGCCCGGGUACGACAUCCCUACCCACUCCCUCCCACCCCGCCCCAUCACUCCGUCCAGCCUCGAGACCCAAUUCUCUUCAAGCAGCGGUGUCAUCGACACCCCACCCUCCUCCAUCGCGCCCCUAGACACAAACGCAGACGCAGGAACCUCCCUCAAGUCAUCCCUCUCCGCCCGCCGCCUCUCUAUCUCCCUCUCUUCUAGUCAAAACCACUUCGACAGCUGGAGCACCACGCAUACACACCCCACAGACCCGGAUCCAGACCCCGUCAUCCUCCGCCCCGCCCUCAACAGCACCAUAUCCCAGCUGAGUACCCUAUCCCAUUCGAACCACACAUUAUCGCCCUAUACGCGUUCGCUCGCACAUUUCACGGUACGGAGCGUUCCUCCGAGGACGGCGAGUAAGGACCAGGUGAUGGGUGAGAGACCUGUUGUUAAGGCGAGGAGGAAGAGGAUGUAUAGGAUUGGGAGUGGGAGGUCGAGGGCGCCGGAUAUUCAAAAACCAGCCAAGAAGUCGUCUAUAUCCUCGGAGCAACCGCUCUCGCCCGUACCUCCAUCAGAAUUCGAUCAAUCUGAUAUGGACCGAUAUUUCCGCUCGCCUCCAACAGCACUAUCACAGCAAUCCCUAUCCCCAGCAUCAGACCUACCGCAUUCCUCUUCCCAUGACGUUCGAAGACGACGUCCACACUAGAUCGAUUGAUUGAUCCCGCCAUUUGGAUUCUCGGCUCAGUUCAUGAUGAUAACGAUGAUGUAUUAUGGCAAUGCAUGGGCUUG
Suillus subaureus is the source of this 2290-nucleotide messenger RNA. RefSeq lists its product as uncharacterized. Gene Ontology annotation, cellular component: ERMES complex. Gene Ontology annotation, biological process: phospholipid transport; mitochondrion organization. Bases 156 to 2207 code for a protein of 683 amino acids. The transcript is spliced from 3 exons. Gene Ontology annotation, molecular function: lipid binding. NCBI's taxonomy places the organism in Eukaryota, Fungi, Basidiomycota, Agaricomycetes, Boletales, Suillaceae. The record is from RefSeq and is a predicted model, not a curated record.